This is a messenger RNA of Naegleria lovaniensis, 858 nucleotides long. RefSeq lists its product as uncharacterized. The transcript has a single exon. The record is from RefSeq and is a predicted model, not a curated record. Lineage: Eukaryota; Heterolobosea; Eutetramitea; Acrasida; Naegleriidae. The coding region runs from base 1 to 858 and encodes 285 amino acids.
AUGUAUUUUAAGAAGUGUGCGGAUAACUUGGGGAUCUGUAUAUCAUUACUACCAAGACCUGCCAUUAUUUCACAUCAAUUAUUUGUUACGACCUUUCCUGUCAAUGUAGAUUUGGAUUGGAAUCAAGCGCUUUUUGUAUUUCGAAACAAAAUUAUUAGCACUUGUGAGCCUACUUUGUUAGCUCCCACCCUCAAUUCUAUGGACAAAUAUGAAACCUGUUCUGUGUAUUCCUUUCUCUUUAAACCUGUGAAAAAACUAGCAUUUGACACUUAUUUGAGGACAAAAAAACCAAAGCUAUUCAUUAACGAGUAUCAAGCAUUUCUGAAGCAUGAAUUAGUGCUGAAUUGUCUGGAUAGAUUUCAAGUGUUACUUAAGAUUGCUCAAGAGAAUACAUAUGAGGUGCAGUUUAUUCUCUCAAAACAAUUCUCAACGACACCUUUAUACAUCUUGGAAGAGCUAGAUGCGUUGACUAUUUCAAAACACAAAGAAUUGUGUAAACAACUCAGUCUAAUUCCUCCAAAAUCGUCCAAUAAUGCAAUCAAAAAGAAACAACUGAAAACUUUGGAAGAACAACAACAAGAAAACGACUUGUCUUUUAAGAAUUUUAAGCUCUUUAAUUGGAGAAAUGAUUUAUUGCUGAAAACGUUAAACAUUUCUGAAGAAGAGUUUCACAACAUGAAAAGAAAAGAGCAACAUCGUGAAAGCAGAGCAACAAAAGAUUCUUCAUCAAGCCAAAAGAAAAAUCAUUCCUGUAGUAACCAUCCAAUGGCUAUAUUGGGAGAUUUCAAUACUUGCAAGGAUUAUUAUUACAAUGAUUAUUAUUAUUCACAUCCAUAUUAUGAAGAGGAUGAUGAAUAA